Molecule: messenger RNA, 789 nt
Organism: Periconia digitata
Lineage: Eukaryota; Fungi; Ascomycota; Dothideomycetes; Pleosporales; Periconiaceae
Source: the annotation of a GenBank genome assembly
CUUUCUGGAACAACCGACACGCAAUUGAACUCCCCUUUCCCUACAAUACUCCACCUGUUCUCUUCUCCCACCUUGAUCUUCCCGUCUCCCUCGAAUCAAGAAACUCUGUUCCUUGCUCCAAUUACUUGCAUUAAGCUUACUCUUGCGUUUUCCCCUCACCCCUCAUCACCCCCCCCAUACCUCAACGAUCAAGUAAGAAUGGCGACCUUCUUCGACACCCUUAAGAAGAGCUUCGUGGAUGUGCCCGUCAAGGAUGGCGACAAGAUCUCGACGACGGAGUUUCUGGAGGCGGCCGAGGGAUUGUUGACACUGUUCGACGUGUUGGGCAGCAUAGCGUUUAACCCGGUGAAGAGUGAUAUGGGCGGGAACAUCAAGAAAAUCCGCGACCGCCAGCUCGCUGCUCCCGCGCUCUCCGAGACACUUCAGGACCUUGUUAUCAAUGAGUUGAAGGAGAAGAAACAUGUUGCUACUGAGGGUCUCUUGUGGUUGACUCGUGGCCUCGACUUCACCGCCCAAGCCCUCCGCCACAACACCACAAACUCCACAAAGGAACUCGCCGACUCCUUCCGUGAAGCCUACGGCAAGACGCUCAAGCCCCACCACUCCUUCCUCGUCAAGCCCAUCUUCAGCACCGCUAUGAGCGCUACGCCAUACCGCAAGGACUUCUACGCCAAGCUUGGUGACGAUCAGGCAAAGGUCUCCGCUGAACUCGAGAAGUGGCUUUCUGCGCUCGAGAAGCUACUUGCUACCUUGACGGCGUUCACCACGAGCAAGGAGGCCAAGUGGUAG